AACAUGUAAAACAGAGGGAAAGAGGUUAUUUAUAGAGCUUAAUUUCCAUUCUUCAGUCUUCACCAUAUAUACUAAACAGAUUACUUCAGUAUCAUUCAACAAUGGGUUCCUUAUUUCAUUGUUUCUUCUCCAUUUCUUUUCUUCUCUUUCUCAUUUCCCCAUCCACAGCUAGAGCACCCUUUCGUCCAAAAGCUCUUCUCCUUCCAGUCUUCAAAGACAAAUGCACUCGCCAAUACAUAACCCAGAUCGACCAAAGAACCCCUCUUGUGCCUGUAAAAUUAACAGUGGAUCUUGGCGGAAGUCUCAUGUGGAUUAAUUGUGAAGAAGGCUACGUCUCAUCUUCAUAUAGGCCGCUCAGUUGCGACUCUGCCCUUUGUUCACUUUCUAAUUCACAGUCAUGUAACAAGGAGUGCUAUUCUAGCCCAAAGCCAGGGUGCUACAAUAACACAUGUGGUCAGUCCUCCAAUAACAGAGUUGUAUAUAUUGGCACUGGUGGUGACCUUGGUCAGGAUGUUGUUGCUCUCCAAUCUUUUGAUGGAAAAAAUCUCGGUAGGAUUGUUUCAGUCCCUAAUUUCCCUUUUGUUUGUGGUAUAACAUGGCUAUUAGAUGAUCUUGCCGAUGGGGUCACAGGCAUGGCUGGCCUGGGAAGAAGUAACAUUUCUCUUCCUGCUUAUUUUUCUUCUGCUAUUGGCUUUUCAAAGACAUUCUCUAUAUGCUUGAGUUCUUCUACAAAAUCCAAUGGUGUAAUAGUUUUUGGCGAUGGUCCAUCUUCGAUCGUAUCAAAUGAUCUUAUCUACAUCCGACUUAUCCUGAACCCUGUGGGCACUCCAGGGUAUUCUUCUCUGGGCGAGUCAUCAGCUGACUACUACAUUGGAGUUAAAUCCAUUAGAGUUGAUGGAAAAGAAGUUAAAUUUGACAAGACUCUGCUGUCCAUCGAUAAAGAUGGUAACGGUGGAACCAUGCUCAGCACUGUUAAUCCCUACACUGUCUUGCAUACUUCUAUUUAUAAAGCUCUUCUUAAAGCUUUUAUCAAGAAGCUGGUAUUUAGAUUCUCUCUAGUGGUACCGUCGGUACCAGUACCAUUCGGAGCAUGCGUAUUUUCAAACGGGUUUCGUACGACUGAAGAAUUCCUGUCGUAUGUGCCUAUAAUUAAUCUGGAGUUGGAGAGUGAACAAGGUAAUUCUGUAUAUUGGAGGAUCUUGGGUGCAAAUUCGAUGGUGGCAGUCAAUAGCUAUACCAUGUGUUUGGCAUUUAUUGACGGCGGGUCGCAACCUAGAACCCCUAUUAUCAUUGGUGGGCAUCAACUAGAAGACAAUCUUCUACACUUUGAUCUUGCAUCUUCAAGACUUGGGUUCAGCUCUAGUCUUCUACCUAGGAACACAACCUGCUCCAACCUUAAUUUUAAUGCACUCUAAUGUUUUCUUCUUUUUCUUUAAGAAUUUUGUUUUGAGUCUUGCUCUUACUAAGUUGCACCUAAAAAUAGGAAAAAGAAUAACAAUGAUCCUAGUGAAACCUCUUCGACCACACUACAUGAAGAUUUCUUUUCUCACCUUAUCCAUAACCAUGAAUAAUAUAGUUGGCUUGUAAACUUGAAUA
Molecule: messenger RNA, 1596 nt
Organism: Ricinus communis (castor bean)
Lineage: Eukaryota; Viridiplantae; Streptophyta; Magnoliopsida; Malpighiales; Euphorbiaceae
Product: probable aspartic proteinase GIP2
Exons: 1
Coding region: 102-1415 (437 amino acids)
Biological process (GO): proteolysis
Molecular function (GO): aspartic-type endopeptidase activity
Source: RefSeq, a predicted model, not a curated record